AUCCAGCGAAAGCCAGACAGAGUGCUUCCUGACCUGAAACGUUCUGUACGCCAAGUUGUUUCCGAUCGUUCUGAGACAGAGGAAGGGAAUUUUGCUUUUGCGCAACUUUUCUUUCUUUUUUUUUUUUAUUGUUAAUUUUUAUUUUGCACACACUGGGUCAGUGAAGUUGUGAUUCAUUUUUAGAGUUUAGACAGGGAGAGCAGCAGCAGUGCACGUCAGCCUCGCGCAGGGAGGAGCGGAGAAGAGGGCAGAAGUUUCCGCUGGGCUUGUUUUGUCACCGCGGGGCUGCUGGUGGUCAAUCCGCAGGAAUGUCGCACAAGGAGAGACCCGUUUUCUAUCGACAGGAGCUCAACAAAACCGUGUGGGAAGUCCCGCAGCGCUAUAAGAACCUGUCUCCGGUCGGCUCCGGUGCUUACGGAUCCGUGUGCUCGGCAUACGACGAGAAGACAGAACUGAAGGUGGCGGUGAAGAAGCUGUCCAGGCCUUUCCAGUCCAUCAUCCACGCAAAGAGAACGUACAGAGAGCUGCGGCUGCUCAAACACAUGAAGCACGAGAAUGUGAUCGGCCUCUUAGAUGUUUUCACCCCAGCAACGAGCUUAGAGGAGUUCAAUGAUGUAUAUCUGGUGACACACCUGAUGGGAGCAGAUCUAAACAACAUCGUCAAGUGUCAGAAGCUGACAGACGACCAUGUCCAGUUUCUCAUUUACCAAAUUCUCAGAGGCCUAAAGUACAUCCACUCAGCAGAUAUAAUUCAUAGAGACCUUAAGCCCAGUAACCUAGCUGUUAAUGAAGACUGUGAGCUCAAGAUCCUUGACUUUGGUUUGGCGCGGCAUACGGAUGACGAGAUGACGGGAUACGUAGCCACGCGGUGGUACCGAGCUCCUGAGAUCAUGCUCAACUGGAUGCACUACAACAUGACGGUGGACAUCUGGUCGGUUGGAUGCAUCAUGGCGGAGCUGCUUACCGGACGGACGCUUUUUCCAGGCACAGACCACAUUGAUCAGUUGAAGCUUAUAAUGAUGCUCGUCGGAACCCCAGGGCCCGAGCUCUUGAUGAAAAUCUCUUCAGAUUCUGCAAGGAACUACAUUAACUCUCUUCCUCACAUGCCCAAGAGGAACUUUGCUGAUGUGUUCAUUGGUGCCAACCCUCUUGCUGUGGACUUGCUGGAGAAGAUGCUGGUGCUGGACACGGAUAAGCGGAUCACAGCGUCGGAGGCUCUGGCCCACCCAUACUUCUCUCAGUACCACGACCCGGACGACGAGCCCGAGGCGGAGCCUUACGACCAGAGCUUUGAAAGUCGCGAUUUGGAAAUAGAGGAGUGGAAGAGCCUAACCUAUGAUGAGGUCCUCAGCUUCGAGCCGCCUCCUUUAGAUGAUGAGAUGGAAUCCUGAGUGCCGAGGAGCAUUUAUCUUCCUCUUUAUUUUGUUUUUAUUAUUAUUUCAAAGGAACACUCUUUUAAAACUAUCAAUCUCAUGUGACUAUCCAUUUGUUUCCUGCUCACAUGCCACAACCACGACAUUCAAGUGCCUGCCGUCAUUCGUACCUUGGGACGUUGUGAUAACGGCAACAAAAAAAUCUCAAGGCCAACUUUAACUCAUGCUUUUUUUUUUUGCUUACAGCAUUUAAUUUGUAGUUUUCAAUUUUUAUUCAUCAUGCUGGGAAAAACAAAAAAACAAAACAAAAAAAAACAUACGUGCCAGUAUCUGAAAACAUUUGCUGGACACUUAUCUGAAGAUUCACAUUUAUAAGGUUUUAAUACUUAGGAGAUAGCACAGUGGAGGGGACACAUUUUUAAAGGUAGUUUUUCUUUUACCCCAAAUGAUUAGUUGAAAUGUUAUUUCUGUGUAGAUAUUACAGCAAACAGUAUUUGUACAUAAGUAUUUUAGAGAUAGUUGCGUACUCAUAGACACUUUAACGGAUCUCUUCGACAGUAUGAAUUUCAUUACCAGAGUUCAUCCUAAAAUGGCCUAAAUUGACAAUGUAUGUAAUUUAUACCAGGUGUGUACAGAAUAUGAGGGGAAAGUAUACAAAUAAUUCAGAUAUCUGGGAAAAAAAAGAGGCUUUAUACUUGUUCUUAGCUUUGUUGACUUGUUCUUUUUUUUAGAAAAUGUUGCCUAUGAGAGUAUCACAUAUUCAUCCACUGUGUUUGUUUUUCUCCUCAUCCAUUUCUAAUAGCUCUACAGCUCCAAAAAUGAAUGUUUUAGCAGUCACCAAGCUCCAGUAUCACAGCAGCAUGUUGAAGACAGGGUUGGCUUAGUAAUUUAUUCAGAUCUGAUGUUUUCCCGCGAGAAACAUCGGCUGACGGCGUAAUUUAAUCCUAUUUGCGUUUAAUAAACCAUAUUACAUUUAUUGUGUGUUGAAUGUUAUUGGGCACCUGUUUGCUCUGUAUUUAUGAUCCUCUUAUGUUGUUUGUAUAUCAGUGUAAAAGAGAAUGUUAUUUGUCAGAAUUUAGGGUUGUUUUUGUUAUUUAUGGAGAGUCUCGUGUGUCAGUAUCCAAAAGCAUCAAAUAUCUGAUUUUUUUUUUUUUUUUUUUGGUUCCUCCUUUUUGGCCACAGUGACUGCAGUUACAGUUUGUGUAUCUAAGCAGACAGAGAGCCAUGCAGUCUAAGUUUUGAUAUCACAAUUGGCUGAUAAUUGAGUCCAUACCAUCCUGCCCCUAUGAUAGGCACAGGUUCUGAAAUCUGGAGCCUUGAUAAUGUGUUCAUACCUCUAUAACUUUUUUUUUUUUUUAUCUUGUUACAUUUCAAAACUACAUUUAAUGUGUUUUUUAUUGAAAUUUUGUGUAUCUGUGAACCUUAGUUUUUCCUGUCAUGCCACACUUCUUUAAUUGGACUUUGACUAGGCUAUUCUUACACAUAAAGAUGCAUUGUGGGUUUUUUUUUUUCCCAGUGGUGGAAAAUGUUUUUAUUGCAUAGCAUUUUACAUACUGAAAAAGGUCUACUGACCACAGAACCUCCCUCCACCUCUUGGCUGGAUCAUAAUCUGUGAAUUUCGCACUGCUUUCUGUUGGUCUAUCACGUGAAAUUUUGAUAAAAUAUGUUAAAGGUUGAGGUUAUAAAAUGAUAGAAAGGACAAAAAGAAAAAGUUCCAAGGGUAUGAGCACUUUUGAAAUCGUUUACAGCAUCCUUCAGAUCACUGAAGCGAAGAAUUUACUUGCAGUAGGAGGGAAGCAUUUUUCCAGUCAAAUCAUAUUUCUAUGCUGCACAUUACCGCACAGUUGCUCUGGCCAUGUCAUCCGAACGUCGUCGUAUAUCUCUUUCUUUUAAUUUCGCUUUGCUUAGUUCAUCUAGAUUUUACUUUUCCUGAUGCGCUAUUUUAUUCUGUGUUGAAUCCCAAUUGGAUGUCUGUGAUUUAUCCUGGGUUGAUUGUUUUAGGGAUUUUUAUUUUAUUAUAUUUGUAGUAGGUGGAUCACAAGCAUCAAAAUGUUCAUUUAAUGUAAUAUUCAAACAGGGCACAUAAGUGGUUCUUUCUCACUGCAUCCUGUAGGGCAGCGCUCAGGUCAUAGUUUUUUUUUUUAAACACAUAUUCAUCAAUCAAAUACAGAUCUUAAUCUCCAGGUCCAAAUGUCACAUUGAUUUGGUUUGCUUGCUUUACCUGAAAGAACUUUUAUGUAUUUUUCAGCGAGUUCUUCAUCCCAUUGUACUAAGACAGCAAGACCAUGCUUUCUGUAAAUAUAAAACCAUCAGAAAAUAAAGGCUACUAUUUUUCA
This is a messenger RNA of Cyprinodon variegatus (sheepshead minnow), 3709 nucleotides long. RefSeq names its product mitogen-activated protein kinase 14A (gene mapk14b). Gene Ontology annotation, molecular function: MAP kinase activity; ATP binding. The record is from RefSeq and is a predicted model, not a curated record. Bases 309 to 1391 code for a protein of 360 amino acids. Lineage: Eukaryota; Metazoa; Chordata; Actinopteri; Cyprinodontiformes; Cyprinodontidae. The transcript is spliced from 12 exons. Gene Ontology annotation, cellular component: cytoplasm; nucleus. Gene Ontology annotation, biological process: intracellular signal transduction; protein phosphorylation.